UGAUAUCUUUCAUUGUUUAAAAUUAAUCCAUAUUUAAAUAAAUUUAAAAACUCCCGCGCAAAUAUAUUUUUGAAUUUGAAAAUAGGUGGCGCGUAUAAUUGUUGAUUAUAAUCAAAAUGGCAGCAUGUUAAUGGUUACUCUGAAAAGACUUUGCCCAAAGACGGACGCGUUAAAUUUAACCGCGUUAUUAUUUAAUAAUAAUAAUAUUUUAACAAAUAAAAUUAUUUUGUCGCACAAUAAUGUUAUUGUAUUUAUGAUAAUACGUUAAAUAGAUAAUUGUCAGUGAUAAUAAAACUCGUUGUAAAUUUAAAUAGAGUGUGUUGUCGUGCAACUUUUUUUUUUUCUUUAUUAUUUUAUCAUCUCUCGUACACACUGAAUUUUGGUGCGCGAUGAUUCGCGAAGGGUUGUAGCCAUAUUUACAAUACCAGUACCACUAAACUUUUAUACGUCCAUAAAUUUAUUUUAUUGCUAUAAAUCUUUUUUAAAAAUAAAUAAAAUUUAUUAUUUUAUAAAUGACUACUGUGUAGACAAAAGUUAAUUUAGCUUUCAAUCAAUUGGUUUAUGCUAAUACGUGUGAUUAUUAAUGUGCAAUCAGUGACAUAAUGAUCAGUUGAUGAUAGCCAACGUAUCUGGAUGUCGUUAGUUAUCUCUUUUAAAGACAAAUACUUGUCAAGUUUAUAAAUAACAUUACACGGUGUAAGUUAUUAUUAUUUUACUUAUUAUUUUAUGAUAAUAAAGACAGCCAAGUAUUCUGGACACUUUUACUUGUUCAGAACAAUGACUAUUUUAUUGCGGAUACUUUAGCUGAUGAUUAAUUUCUAUUGAUGGGGACAAGUUAUUUAAUUGUUUGAUAUCUACAUGGUUUGGAGCGAAACCUCUGAAGAAACGACCAAAGAUAAUGUUAUGUUUGACAUAAAUAACAAUAACAAUAAUUCUUUAAAAAAAAGCCUGCAAGGUGCAGGCUAGGCACAGUAGUGCCACUUUCGGGUAAUGGAUCCAGUUGGUCCAUGGUACGCCUCGUACAAUCGUUUGACAACAGGAACUGCCGCCGGCGCAUUUCAAGCCGGCGGAGCUACAGCAAGUGGUGACUUUGUGUCUCACCAUCUUGGAUCACCAACAACUAUUAAUCAAACUUCGCCGUCGCCAUCGUCGACGACGUCAGUGGUGGUGCCGACUACGACCUCACAGUUGCUGCUGCAAUCAUCACAGACCACGGCUUCAUUGGCCGGUCAAUCGCCGCCAUUUAAUUCUGGUGGUUUUUUGUCACCGCCACCGGUUGGUUAUGACGUAUUCUCACCGCUGUUUCAUCAUUCAAAUGUCAAACAAGCCCAUUACAAUGUCACAACAGCCGGUGGCUCGCAACGUGGAGGUCAAACGAUGGUACAGUCUCAGACUAGUACUGUCAGUAAACAAACAACACCCGAGCCAGAAGUUGUCCCGGGUGUUGUGCGAGAAAAUUAUACCACCAGUCAAACCUCAUUCUUUGAGCACCAAUCACAAACAACCUCACCGACGACCUCCGCGUUGCCGUGGAACUCCAGCAGUUCUCAGCUACCCAGUCCGUUUGGGAUUCUGCCACACGAGAGUGUAGUUUCCCCUUCGCCAGCAGUUCCACCGGCAACUAAACCGACAAACAACAGUAGUAGCUAUGAAAAUAAUUUCAAUCCUCACUUUACUACUGGACAACCUAUUGGUACUAUUAAUUCAUACGCAACGGACAAUGGUAAAAAAUUAUCAAGAUCAGCAUCACCUGUCACAAUAAAAUCAACAUCUCCUGGUACGACGCAGUCAUUUUUCCAACAAACAUCUACUACAUUUGAUCCUGAUCUUGCUGCAAGUUAUUCUAAUGACAACACUGCGUCAAAAGUACAAUCUACGUUGCAUCAACAGCAAUCGUGUAUCGUAUCGACGUCAAACAUCGAUCAUCGAGUACCACAAACCCACUCAUCACCAGUGUCAACGAUAUUUCAAAGUACUGGUGGCAGACCAACGGCUAUUCAUACUCAGGAUAAAAAUUCUGUGGUACAAAAUCCACAGCCGGUACAAACAAAAGCACAAACUAAAUCGUAUGCGGACAUAGGAAAUCACGAUCACCAGCGAACAGACACCAGUCUCGAAGCUAGCCAAUCAUCGCCCAUCAGUUUCUCUAUGAUGGAUGCACGGACUUUGAACUAUGCUCCCAGCACACCCAAUAAUUGUGCCAGUAAUGCCAGUGGUAAAAUUACCACGAGUACGCAACGGACGCCGCCCAACACAAAUCUACAUCAGCAGCAGCAGUAUCAUGUUAUAAAUCAACAGCAGAGUCAACAGCCGGCUUUGCCACCGCAACAGCAAACAACACCCUACCGACACUAUUCGACAGGGUCACAAAGCGAAUCGGAGUAUCACCAUCCCGGCAGAUCAAAGUCAGCUGCAUCAACUGACUCGGCGUAUUCAUCAAACACGUCGACGCAAAACGGACCCGACUGCGGAGUUGUUGUGCCGCGUAGACCGAGUCCUCUGCAAGCACAUUCACAGGCGAGUCCUCUCAGCCAUGUACCCAGUCCGGCAUAUCCGAUGUACAACAGCCCGAUGGCGGCGAUGUCAUCCCCGUCGCCGCUACCUCAACACGGAGACAAUAGUGCGAGUAAUCAAUGUGCCAAUGCUCAAACAUAUAAAGCUAUACAGCAACAGGUAACACCGCCUUCGCCUCUGGACGUCUCUGUUUCCAGACCAGCCUCCCAAGGUCAGGUUGCCUACUCAUCUGUAAUCACCCGUGUUCUUGGUACUUCAGAUAACACCAAAGCCAAUUACAGCGCUGAGAAUCGUAGCUACGAGCAUCAAGAUUUUGUACAAAGGCCAAAGCAACAACUAUGUUGGGAUAAUAAUGACACUCGACCCGCUCCUACUAACAGAAAGUUUCCAAUGACUGCGUACUUGCCUAACAAUGCGGAAAUAAAUUCUCAAACGCUGUCAAGCCAACAGCAGCAGCAGCAACUCAAUAUUCCCGAGCGACAGCAAGGUUACUUUGAUUCAAGUCAAGUGCCACUUCAAGAUCUAAGCAGUUGUCGUGCUGGCGAUUCAAUGAGUAUUGUAAAGAAUAUACAUCAAAGCACGUCGUGUCAAAUUCAACAACAACAGCAGCAGCAGCAAUUGGGUGGCGUACCACAACCCGAAGAUCCGCAGAAACAAGUUGAAGAGCGACAAAGAAAAAUCGAUCCUACCAAAAAGAGGCGUAGCUUUGAAAAAAGCUCCAUACAUAGUUCAACUUUUAACGAUCUCUCGACAACAAGUACACCUGUGAUGAACGAUUACCUCAGCCGAGUACCACCACCAGCUCAUCAUAAUUCAAAUCAGCAACCGCAAAACGGUUACUUUGAUUUCGAGAGAUGGAAUUUGGCAUCUGGCUCCAAAAUGUUUACCAGUUCUGCGGGACCCUUUGGAUCUCAAAGUACUAUUCACCAUGCCGGUAAUUACGCUGGCAACUCGACGACUCAUCAGCACCAAUCACUCAUGGUUUCACAUCAUACUCCACCUAUAAAUCCUAUACCUCCAUACUUUCCGGCAUUUCAUCUACCACCUGGACACCAUCCUGGUCACCACCCCCAUGAGUAUCAUCAGUCUUCCAUGGACGUCAGUUCAAUCGGUUACAUCGGUGACAAUUCAACUUCUGGUCACCACCACCAUCUUCACCAUCCCCAUCACCACAAUUCCAGUUCAACCGGUGGAUAUCAAGAUUUCCGUGAUGACCAACCAAAAGUUAUUGUUCCGAACAUCGAGGAGGAGCUGGGCUUUCUUCAGUCAAACCAGUUGCCAGUCGAGACUGCUAAUCAGGUGAACAGGGAUCUCAAGCCGGCGUGCAAAGACCCAAAUACUGGUUUCAUGACAAGCUACUUGAAGUUUUUGCAGGGCGAGCGAGAACCCUCGCCACCACCUGCGAUUCGCGGAGGAAGGAAGGCCACAUGGAACAGGUCGAAACCUUACUUGCCACACGAGCCAAUUAAAUCAAUCAGUGAUAUCACAGCAUCAGCAGCAACCAACGGAGACCUGUACAAGGGAUUAAAUUCGGCCAAAGAAACCCCAACAAUAGACUACGCCAACGAUCCACGGUACUUUCCAUUGCCCAAGGAACGAAAGAAACCCUACAUUGAUUCCAGCGACGACGGUAUUAUGAGCGAGGAUGAUUUUCCAUUUACAUUAAAAAAGAAUGAUAAGAAUAAAUUAAAUAAUAGUAGUAGUAAUAAUAAUAACAAUAAUAGUAAUAACAAUAACAAUAAUAUGAUGUCAAAUGUCGAUAAUAAUGUUGUUAAACCACCGCCUAAGAAAAAGGGACGGCCGAUAAAACCCGGAGGUCCGACAGACAGAAAGAGAAAAGCCGCUGCAGCGGCUGCCGCGGCGGCUGCUGCUGAUGCAGCUGCAGGUAGGCCACAAAAAAAAACAGACAAUAAUUUAUUAUUAUUACCACCUCGGCGGGAAACGUCGAAACGUAAAGCCAAGGAGAAGGUUUCGACCAAACAACUCGCUGAAAAUUCCGACGACGACGAGCAGGGCGACUCUGACUCAGACCCGGCCUGGACUCCGGCAGCCAAACUCACUGGUGACGAUGACGACAAGAAGAAAAAACGCGGCCGUCCGGUUAUCAGUAAAAAAACUAGAAAAAUGCUCGACGAUGACGAUUACUCGUCGAGUGAUCUGAUUCCGAAAAAAGGGAGAAAAAAAUCCGAUCACAAAAAUUCGGUAUUGAAAAUUGACGAAAAAUUGCUGGCGUCUGUUAGCGAUGAGGAUAUUGAUAUAUCGCCUUUUAAGUCGGGUGAGUUUGUUGUUAUCAAAGCUGAGUUGAAGGAAGAGUAUCCGGCGUUGUGGAGGAUAGACGGUAAAACGUUGCUACAAAAAUAUGAACCAUUUGAUUCAAAUGGUAAAACACUUUAUCGUAAUAUUUCAACGUACUCGGGUUGGACACCGCAAAAUCGGCAUAUGUAUCAACAAGUUCCGGUUAAAUUUUGGCAGCAAGGAAAAUUAGAAACGAUUGUUGAAUUUUUACGCGAUGAAAUGAUUAUUGAUGACAGAGAGUGUAUCAAUCGGUCUAUAAAAGAAAACGAAAAAUAUCAAGAUAACUUUGAAGUUUAUGUACAGACACUAAUAUCCCAAGCACUAGAUUCAAAUUUCCUGACUGAAAUUUUCCAGGAGCAUGAUGAAUAUUUUUUGUCAAAUGUUAAAAUGAUCGACGAAAUAACGGAGGAACGUAAACGGCGACUACUGUCGACGACUAAAUGGCAAAAAAAUGUUGUAACAGUAAUAUCCACGUGGCCUUGUUUGAAUGUAUUGAAAGACUUGUCAAGCUCUGAGUGCAAAGGUAAACAGUGCAGUGGCUGUCAGCACAGCCAAAUUCAUGCCAGAGUCCUGUUGUACGGACAGCCAUACAAUGCUACGACAUUAGAAGGUUCUCCGCCAGACCCCGCAGUGCCUCAUGAAAAGGACUUUUUGUUAUGUCGAGUGUGUCAAAAGAAAGUUGCUUUGUUCAACAAAGUGGCGCAUCAAAAAUAUCUCAUGUUCCUCGAAUGUGCUAGAAGAGUUUCUGAUAGAAGAAUAGCUGAUCCUAAUAAAGACACAACGACUAUUCUUAAUGAAUUGUUGGCUGACGAAACGUGGCUCAAUCAGUUAUUUAAAGAGGUACGAACAAUUUGGGCAGAAAUCGAUAGUAUAGAAUACCAAUCAAAAUCAAAAUUAAUAACAAAUUCAAAUAAUUCAACAUCACCACCAGAGAAUCAAGACUUAAAUCCCGAAGCGUCCAAUGUGCCAUUAAAUACAGAUUUUGAAUUGUCUACCCAACAAACCGAAAGUAAUAAUUGUUUGUUAAAUCUUGAUACUAAUAACGAGGAUAUAAGUGCUAAUAUAUCCUAGUGAUUUUAAUUACUUCAAUAAUUAUAAUAAGUAACGUGAGCUUUUAGAGAAUCGACCUAAAACUUUAUGGCAUGAAAAAAAACAAAGACUUUGAGUAAUGAUUUAUCAUUAACAAAACAAAAAAUAAUAAUAACAACAAAUAAAGUAUUAGCUUAUUAAUAUUUGGAGUUUGUUGCCUUAAAAAUAAAUUUUAAAAAAUUAAUAAUAAUAAAGUUAUAAUUAUUAGCGACGUAAAUUCAGUGAUAAAUUUUUUAUUGGGAUAAAUAAUAAACUCUGUAAAGUUUAUUAUUAUUAUUUUUGUUUUUACAGUUAUUUAUUUAAUAUACAUAAAAGUUAAAAUAUUAAGUGAAACAGUUGAUGAUAAAUAAUGCUGGUGGUUAAAUAUUGUUUGGACAUAAAAAAUUGCUGCUACUAAGUCAACACGAUAACACACCUCAUAAUAUUGUGUAACAUACUCAUACAGUGCAACUUGAUAACUAUAAUAUUAUAUAACAAUGACAACUUUGGGUUGUCAUAAAAUGAAUAUUGUGUCUUUGGCCAUUCGCAUUAAUUUAAAAUAAAAAUAAUACUAUAAGCUAUUGAUAAUUUAUAUCACUGUGAAUAUAGAAUACAUUAGGUAUUACAAUAAUUAAUAAUAUAAUAUAAUGUAUUUGUAUUGUGCUAAAUAGGUGCUAGGUAUGCAUAACUAAAUGAUAAUUAUCCUAGAUGAUUUUGUUAAUUUAUCAUUUAAUUACAUAAAUUUAAUCAGUAAUCAAUUCACCGUUUUAAUUGUAACUAUUUAAUCACGGUGAUUUGUCAAUGAUUAUUAUAAAAACUUCCACUGUAAUAUAUACGCAUAGAUUUUUAAAUUCGUGUGUGUCGAGAAAAAUUUAUAUCCGAUUUAUAAAGAAAAAUAUACAAAGUAAUCAGUUUAAUCUAUUUAGUUGAUUCAAUACUUUUUAGUAUAGAUUACACGUUUUAUUAAGGGCAUUCUUAGACAGUGCCCGCGAAUUUUUGAAAAUAAUCAGGGACUUUCAAUUAUAAUGACUAUUAAAAUU
This is a messenger RNA of Microplitis demolitor, 6917 nucleotides long. RefSeq lists its product as uncharacterized. The transcript has 9 exons. NCBI's taxonomy places the organism in Eukaryota, Metazoa, Arthropoda, Insecta, Hymenoptera, Braconidae. The record is from RefSeq and is a predicted model, not a curated record. Bases 991 to 5880 code for a protein of 1629 amino acids. Gene Ontology annotation, cellular component: nucleus.